GCCGCCUCCCACCCCCAUUUUGUACCCCGGGAAAGACAGACAUUCCCUUCCUACACCUGUCCCUGCCCACUGUGGUGGGACCAGAGCUCCUUUCAUCCGUAAGAUAAAAAUCAGUGUUUUCAAAAAAGAGAGAGGUCGAAGUAAAAAUCAAAGACCCGACCUAGACAUCCAGCUCCAGGGACGAAAUCAGCCUUCCCCAACCUGGGUUCUUCCCAUCCCCCAUUCUCUGAUCCUCAGCCUUCCUCCGAAGCCCCUUGGGUCCUCUUUUCUCUCUUGGCGAGGGCUCACCUGUUUCGAGACUUUUUUAGAUUCUGGAGGGAGGAGAAAUAGGAAUCUUCCCCACCCCCUUUGUACCUUUACUCUCUAUUCUUUGAGGGAGAACCGAACCUCUAAGGGAUUUUUUUAGGUUUGAGUUGUUUCAUUUUUGCUUUACACCCUACUUCUUCCCUGAGAUCUUGAAAAACCAUCCUUAUUGUGUUUCAAAGUGAGGUGGGCGUGUUGGGUAUCUACGGGGUUGGCCCUGUGUGCCUAGGAAUGCAAGUGUAUAUUGUUGGACUGUCAGUGAAUAACGGCAUGCUUUCAAGUGAAACAGUACAGAUAAGUAAAUAAAGAACUUUACAUUAGGAAUGAGUAUCUCCCAGUCUAGGGUGGGCUCCUCUGUUGCUCAGGGAGACUGCAGUUAACCUUGAAGGUAUAAUUCCUUUGAAACAAAAGGCAGGAAGUGUUUGAAAAAAAUUCAGGUUCAGUGGUCUAGGUUUAUGAUUAAUCUGGUCCAGUGGCCUUUGGUUAGUCCUUAGUCCUGAUUUUAUGGUAGGUUUUUCCUUCCAGGUGAUACCGAUAUAUAUGUAGGGAGAGAGCUGUUGAUUGAUCUUCUAAGACCAGUAUCUUCUACCAAAAUUCAGGGGAUGAAAAUUGAAAGUAAAUUUUAAAUCUUAGAGACAAGGAUAAAGAAAAGCAAGGUAAACUCUGGCUAUUCACACACAUGACUACCAAAAAGUGUCUCUGUAGGGUGCUCAUAAAGGCCUUCAUUUUGUGAGGUGCAGAAGAAUAUUGAUGGUUUUGGCCUAAUGUUAAUACCAUUGAAUCCCCAGUAAUCAUCUGUUGCUAGCACUUUCAAAUAUUAAAAUUUGCCAUAUUUGUUAGCGUUGCUUCUUUCGCUUUUAAUUUGAAGUCUUCUGCUGUUAUCUUCAGCCAAAGAUACUGAGUGGGAUGCAAGGAGUUAGAAUCACAGAGGACUGUCCUCUACCUUCCUGAUGAGACUUUGUGAAGGUAGACCUCCUAAAGUAUUGGACACCUUUCCACCAUGCUGAUGACAUUUUAAAUAUACUUGUCAAUUUUCCCAAAUUUUAACUGAAGAAAAUCUUAAGAAUUUAUACUUGAGGAGCAAAGUGUGACUGCCAAUUAUCAGGCUUUCAGGAUGAAUCUGGAGAAACUCAGCAAGCCAGAACUCUUAACACUAUUCAGUAUUCUUGAAGGAGAGCUUGAAGCAAGGGACCUUGUUAUAGAAGCUUUAAAGGCCCAACACAGAGACACUUUCAUUGAAGAACGCUAUGGAAAAUAUAACAUCAGUGAUCCUCUAAUGGCACUCCAGAGAGACUUUGAAACACUGAAGGAGAAGAAUGAUGGCGAGAAGCAGCCAGUCUGCACAAACCCACUCUCAAUUCUCAAGGUGGUGAUGAAGCAGUGCAAGAACAUGCAGGAGCGCAUGCUGUCGCAGCUGGCUGCUGCUGAGAGCAGGCACCGCAAGGUGAUCCUAGACCUUGAGGAAGAACGGCAGAGGCAUGCACAAGACACAGCUGAAGGAGAUGAUGUCACCUACAUGCUGGAGAAGGAGAGAGAGCGGUUGACUCAACAGUUGGAAUUUGAAAAGUCCCAAGUGAAAAAGUUUGAAAAAGAGCAGAAGAAGCUCUCCAGUCAGCUGGAAGAGGAGCGCUCCCGCCACAAGCAGCUCUCCUCCAUGCUAGUGCGAGAGUGCAAGAAGGCAACCAGCAAGGCCGCCGAGGAAGGCCAGAAGGCAGGAGAGCUGAGCCUGAAACUGGAGAAGGAGAAGAGCCGUGUGAGCAAGCUGGAGGAAGAGCUGGCCGCCGAGAGGAAGCGGGGCUUGCAGACAGAGGCCCAGGUGGAGAAGCAGUUGUCUGAAUUUGACAUUGAAAGGGAACAACUGAGAGCAAAGCUGAACCGAGAAGAAAACCGGACCAAAACUCUGAAAGAAGAGAUGGAGAGUUUGAAGAAGAUAGUGAAAGACCUUGAGGCUUCGCAUCAGCAAAGUAGCCCCAGCGAGCAACUGAAGAAACCAGUAACCAUGUCUAAAGGCACCAUGACUGAGCCGCCUGUGCUAGUGUCCGUAUUUUGCCAAACGGAGACUUUUCAGGUAGAAAGAAUCCAUGGGAGCAGCACAGCCAAGGUGACAACCCCUGGGCUGCCUGGUCCCACCACUCCUACUUCCUCUUAUGCAAAAACCAAUGGCCAUUUUGACCCAGAGCUACAAACUACCAAGGAGUUGAUUACAAGCAGCAGUGUAGAAAACCAAGUGCUUCCACGAGAAAAGCCUGUGGGACUGGCCCAAGAGAAAGCAGUAGAGAAUGGAGGAUGUCCUGUGGCAAUAGAGACUCCAGUCCCAACACCUAGUCUCCUCCCUUCCAGCGGGAGCUCACCAUCUCCCAGCAGCACUGCCUCUUCCUCUCUCACGUCCUCUCCUUGCUCUUCACCAGUACUAACCAAGCGCUUAUUAGGGUCAUCAGCUAGCAGCCCUGGCUACCAGUCAUCCUACCAAGUAGGGAUCAACCAGCGGUUCCAUGCAGCUCGGCACAAAUUUCAGUCCCAAGCAGAUCAGGACCAACAAGCCAGUGGUCUCCAGAGCCCUCCGUCCAGGGAUCUAUCUCCCACCCUCAUAGACAACUCCACCGCCAAGCAGCUGGCCCGAAACACAGUCACUCAGGUGCUCUCCAGAUUCACUAGCCAGCAAGGGCCAAUCAAGCCCGUAUCUCCCAACAGCUCUCCCUUUGGCACAGACUAUCGAAAUCUGGCCAACACUGCCAACGCAAGAGGUGACACAAGCCAUUCACCUACUCCAGGGAAAGUGUCCAGUCCUCUGAGCCCCCUGUCUCCAGGAAUCAAAUCCCCUACCAUCCCCAGAGCUGAGAGAGGAAACCCUCCACCCAUCCCACCCAAAAAACCUGGCCUCACUCCUUCUCCAUCCACUACCACUCCACUGACCAAAACCCACUCCCAGACCUCCUCGUUGACCACCACAGAAGACCUUGCCAGCAGCUGCUCUUCUAAUGCUGUUGUAGCUAAUGGCAAGGACGUCGAGAUACUUCUGCCGACCAGCAGCUAGUCCCUAGGAGGGAGUCUCCACAUUUGACAUUCCAUCAGAUUUUGUCCAAAAGCUCAGUGUCAAACCAUUGAGUCAGAUCGUGUUAUUUAUUUUGAUAGUAGCUGAAACCAUCUGUUUAAUACAUUUAGUGUAUUUCACUUUUUUGUAUUUUUUUAAGUAGAAACUGAGUAAUUAGGAUUUUUAUGACUCACAUCUUUGUACUAAAGCUAGAAGGGCACCUCAAAGACGUCUAAGCUUCACAGUCACCAUCAUGUUAUGAUGGAGAAAGCUAAAUGAGUACGAGUACCAGGUGGUGAUUUGCUGUCUAUUUGGGGACUAGAAUCCCUCAACACUCACUUUGAAUUAUGCAGAAGUCGUUCAUGCAGAUUUUUAUUCCAGAUGAACAUGUUUAAAAAGUGCCUGAAAUUAGACUGCCAUAUGAAUGUGAUUCUGCAGCAAAAACACAAAAUGCAUCAUUUAACUGCAAAAAAAAAAAAUGAGAUCCUCCGUGAACUCUGAAUGUUGAAAACCAACACUGCUUUUAAUACUUUUACUAUUUUUAAUAUAAGCUUUGUGUUCAGAAACAAGGCUGCAUAAGUAGAAUGGGAAUCCUAAAGGUGGGUGUGAACUCACCACAAAGCUGAGCUUUAUAGAGCCCUUGAGAAGCCGUCCUGAACAUUAAGCAGCUGGGGUGCUGAUUUUCUCGUACUUUUGAAAAAUUACAUCACUCCCAGUUUCCUGUGUAAAUUCUUGAAUAGAAUGAAAUCACAUCUCCUUCAAAAAUGUCUUCAGGCAUCUACUGUUUUGUAAGAACUUCUGAUUCUGAAUGCUUUUACUUGAAUAGGAAAUGGUUACUCAUUCCGUAUAAAAGUUUUGCAACAGAAUGAGAUCUUUAUUCUGUAAUCAAAAAGCAAUAACUUGAAGUUCACUGUCUUUGUAAUAUUAUAAGUCAGAAUGAUACCAGUUUUAGCAAAUUGUUACACUUAUUCUCCAAGCUGCCAGCACUUGGUGUCUGUAUCUGUGGAACCAAAUUAACUUUUGCCUAAAUGGAAGUAUACACAUAUCUGUAUAGAUACACACCCUUUUACGUGUUUAACAUACACACUUAAACACAUAAAUAUUAGUGUGAUUAUAUAUUUGGAGUUUGCAAUAUAGCAUAAAAGACGAGUAGAAAUGCAUGUUAAGAUUACCUCCCAAAGCAACUAGAUGUAGCAGGGACCCAGUCAAUUAAAGGAGGGAUCUUGCCCACAGGGAGGGGGACAUUUCAAAUGAAAUCAGGUCUUCAGCAUCAUACAAAGACAAGGCCAAACCAACACAGUGUCGCAAAACUCAACUGUUCAUAUAAAUGAAUGAAAUAGAUCUGUCACUCAAGUAAUAUGACAGCUGGGAGCAGUGGGGCUGGUAGCAACCCGAAGUGUCCAAUUCCUGUUGAAAGGGGCCCCCUCAUUCAGCUGCAGCUGCCUGUUGCCAUGCAAGAAUCCUAGGUCAGGGUUACCAGCUCCACUUUUUUAUGAAAUCCAAAUUUUCACAAGAAACAUUCUCAUUUUUAAAUACCAAGAACUAAUCCAAAAAAACUUAAAUACUGCUAGUUAAAUACUUCUGCAGCUGGAUUUCACUAACAAGCUGCCAAGUUGCAACCUCUCAUUCUAGAAACUUCUGUCAUUUCCAUCAUAGUGAGUUUGUGAAGACAGAAUCCUCCAGUCCAGACGAACUCCAUAAUAUAAUGACUGUCGUCCUCAGCCCAGCUCAGACAUGGCAGUCACAUGAUUUUGUGUCCACAGGGAUGGAGAGGCCUUGGUGUCCUCACAUACAUUCUUCCAGCCAACAUUUAUCCAACAGCCACUGACCUGCUAUAAUGUAGACCUAUUUCCUCUCAAUCCAGUAUGAGUUGAUAGGGGAAAGGCAGGUGAUGGAAGUCAAGAUAAAUCACUGUUGGGGUAUAUUGGUGUCUUCCACAACUUUUGGCUUGACUAAAGCCAAUACAUUAAAUACUGUUAAUGCCCGAGUGGGUUCACCCAGUGAGAAGGGGUUAUCUUAAACUGCCCAGAGCACUCACGUGUUAAAUUGUAUUCCCAUGCGUAGUCAGGUGAACCGUGUUGAUGAUAAAAUAGCUGAACUUUCUAAACAGGAGAGGGGGCUGUAAUCCCAGAGUGUUAUUACCUCUCUUGCUUUAAAUGGUAAUCUUACAGGUUGCAUUCUGCUCUUCUUUUGUUUUGGCAUAGAUAUAUAUAUAGAGAGAGAUACUAUAAGUUUAUUUCUUAGGAAGUGCACUGAAUAAUGUAUUUCUUUUACAGUGUAAUAUGGGGGUGGGGAAAUACGAAAGAAAUGCAUAUUUUUGCUAGUUGCCUAUCUUCUGAGAUAAGUAAGCACAAUACUGCAAUGGAUCCAAAAAUCCAGUUAGGUAUUAUAGUAUUUAAGUUUGCUGUAGAUUGUGUGUGUACUAAGUAAAAGUUCCAUGAUUCACAAUUUUGGUCUUAGCCCAUGUUGCUAAAGUUGUGUUAACUGGCCAACAGAUUAUGAUGAUGUGCAACACAAAAGCCCUAACUAGUCAUUAAUAUUUGUAAAGCCAAAUGUUUCCUGCAGAAGUCUUCAUCCAUUUUAUAGCAGACUACAUUAAAACAAGUUAAAUGAUA
This is a messenger RNA of Sus scrofa (pig), 5949 nucleotides long. The record is from RefSeq and is a predicted model, not a curated record. Lineage: Eukaryota; Metazoa; Chordata; Mammalia; Artiodactyla; Suidae.